UUAUUUUCUUUGGUACUUCUUUUUCUUUGAAAAGGCAGUUUUUAUAUCAGCACUCUCAUUAACCUCUUAGACCAAUGGCAACCGCUGAAUCAGCUUCUGCAAUUCAAAGAAACCAAGUUGAUCUCUUGGACUUCAUUGAUUGGUCUGGAGUUGAAUGCCUUAACCAAAGCUCUGGUCACCUUCUGGCCAAUGCUCUCAAGCAGGGUUAUAGAGAAGAUGAAGGAUUGAAUCUAGAGAGUGAUGCAGACGAACAGCUUUUGAUAUAUAUCCCUUUCACUCAAGUCGUUAAACUACAUUCCAUUGUUGUUAAGGGAUCCGAAGAGGAAGGACCUAAGACGGUGAAACUUUUUACAAACAGGCAGCAUAUGGGGUUUAGCAACGUCAAUGACUUCCCUCCAAGUGACACUGUCGUUUUAUCGCCAGAUAAUCUUAAGGGAAAACCGGUAGUCGUGAAGUACGUCAAGUUUCAGAAUGUCCGUAGCUUGACCAUAUUUAUCGAGGACAAUCAGUCGGGUUCUGAAAUCACUAAAGUUCAGAAGAUCGCUUUGUAUGGAUCAACGGUGGAAACGACAGACAUGAAGGGGUUGAAGAAGAUCGAGGAACAUUGACCCUGAAUGGAAAAUUAAGAACAUGGAUGAACCCUUAUGGCUUUGGGACACUAGUAGCAUUUGUUUUCAUUUUCUUGUUUUAGUUUUCAUCACUAAAUUACUUUGAUGGAAAAAGAAAAGAAUAUAAGAGAGCACCCGAACUGUGAAAAUACUAAAUUAUGUGACAGCAUCAACACUUUCACAUGGAAUUGUACAUGUUUAAAGUGGAUGUGAACUUCUUUGAUUGAUAACUCCUGCCUUAAAAAUUUUGAGUUUGAUUCAUAUUGUUCAA
Molecule: messenger RNA, 879 nt
Organism: Hibiscus syriacus
Lineage: Eukaryota; Viridiplantae; Streptophyta; Magnoliopsida; Malvales; Malvaceae
Product: PITH domain-containing protein At3g04780-like
Exons: 8
Coding region: 75-608 (177 amino acids)
Source: RefSeq, a predicted model, not a curated record